Molecule: messenger RNA, 2213 nt
Organism: Acyrthosiphon pisum (pea aphid)
Lineage: Eukaryota; Metazoa; Arthropoda; Insecta; Hemiptera; Aphididae
Product: minor histocompatibility antigen H13
Exons: 8
Coding region: 247-1344 (365 amino acids)
Biological process (GO): membrane protein proteolysis
Cellular component (GO): membrane; cytoplasmic side of endoplasmic reticulum membrane; lumenal side of endoplasmic reticulum membrane
Molecular function (GO): aspartic endopeptidase activity, intramembrane cleaving
Source: RefSeq, a predicted model, not a curated record
UGUUGUCACUUUUUUAUAUUGUCCAGUGAACGAUUUAUUCAAUAUUGGAGUAUUCACUAUUCCGGUAUGUGUUGUGAGUUUCUGACUUGUGGGUUCGUUUCACUUUCUCUAGGCUAUAUUCCAAAUCCAAAUAUUUGUUACUUCACGUCUUCUCGAUUUACUACCCAUUAAUAUUAAUUUUAAAUAAAUCAGUGCGGUUGGUUGUCUUCAUUAUUAUUUUUAUUAUUUAAUUAAAUUUUUUUAACGAUGGCCGAAGUCGUAGAUGAUAUAAUUAAAACCUUAAACGGAACAAAUGGUACGGACACGGAGUCUGUUCUAAAAAAAAUACCGGCCACCACCGAAGGUAUGCUUAUUGCAUACACCAGUUUAGUGGUCAUGGCCUUAGUGCCUAUAUUCUUUGGCUCGUUCCGAUCAGUAGAACUACACAUUAAAAAUAAAAUGAAAAAAGAAAUACCAGAGUCCAUGACAGAAAAAGAUGCUAUGAUGUUUCCAGUGAUUGCUAGUGGAGCUCUCUUUACGCUCUACAUUGUUUUUAGGGUAUUUUCUAAGGAACACAUAAAUCUAUUAGUGACUUUAUAUUUUUAUGUUCUUGGAGUGGCAGCUCUAAGUAAUAUUUUAGGUACUAAAUUCAGCGCCAUUUUACCAAAAAGUGUACCUAAAACAAAAUACCAACUGCAGUUUACAGAAGGCACUGGUGAAAAAAAACACGAUUAUAUAAAUGUAAAAUGUACACUUCAUGAUGUGUUAUGUUUUGUAUCAUGUGCAACAUUAGGAACGUUUUAUAUAAUUAGCAAGCAUUGGAUUGCAAACAAUAUAUUUGGAUUGGCAUUUGCUAUAAAUGGAAUAGAAUUGUUACACCUCAACACCAUUAAAAUUGGAUGUAUCCUCUUAUGUGGUCUAUUCGUCUAUGAUAUAUUUUGGGUGUUUGGUACCAAUGUUAUGGUUACUGUGGCCAAAUCUUUUGAUGCUCCUAUCAAACUUGUAUUCCCUCAGGAUUUAUUAGAAAAUGGUAUUUUAGCUGCUAAAAACUUUGCUAUGUUGGGUUUAGGCGAUAUUGUUAUCCCAGGAAUAUUUAUUGCAUUUAUGUUAAGAUUCGAUCAUAGCUUAAAACGUAAGACAAAUACAUAUUUCAAUGCAACAUUUUUGGCAUAUUUUUUGGGAUUACUUACCACUGUAUUUGUCAUGCACGUAUAUAAAGCAGCUCAGCCAGCUUUAUUAUACUUGGUACCUGCAUGUUUAAUUACUCCUAUGUUAGUGGCUUUAGUAUGUGGAGAUCUGAAAACUUUAUUCAGUUAUGAAGAUCAUAAAAUGGAACCAGAAAAGACUUCCAAAAAAUUGAAAUAAUCUAAGUGUCAAUUUUAUUAUUUUUCAUGUUAUAUUAAACUUAUGUUUUAUUUCCUCGUCGUUAUUUUUUUUUUUUUGUGGAUUUAUUGUAUUAUCGUAAUGUGUAAAUUGGAGGAUCCAUUAUCCAUUAAAUUUGAUAUUGAGAAAGUAUUAACUUCAAUACAUGACACUUAAAAACAAAUUUUACAAAUUUCCUGACAAGUGACAACCGUACACAAAAUAUAAAAAUAAUUUGUCAGGGCAAUAAAAAAUAAACUAAAUUAAUCUACCAAUGUAAUAUAUUAAUGGUACACUACUGUUUAUGUUAUAUUAUUAUAUCAUUAUUCAUUGUAUUUAACUCUUCCUAAUUAUAGCUUUAUAAAUGUCUUUUUGUGUGAUAUACUUUCUAAUUCUAAAUAUAAAACAUGAUUUUUAAUAUGCAAUUGGAAUUCAGAUAAUUUUGCAUAAAUAUUUACAUUUAUUAGAUCAAUUCUAAUAAAAUGCGUGUUUUUUUUUCUCUAUUUUGAUUAAAUUUAAAAAAAUAUAUAUUUAUGUUCUUCCAGUUAUAAAUUAGUUUGAUCUCGAUUUCGUUUUUAAAAUUGUGUUUAUAUUAUUACUAUUACAAUUUAUGAUGUUUCUAUCUAUUAGUGAAAUCAUAUUUUGUAAAGUUAAAUACAUCUACCUGUGUAUAGAUAUAUGUAAUAUAUAUUAUACAUUCUACUGAUAGGUAUUAAUUCUAAUUGUUUGAAACUUUGAACUUUAUCUUAAGUUAAAAUCUGUAUAGUGAUAUUUUAAAUAAAAAUGUUUGUUUUUUUUAAUCUAUUUUAAAUUUGUUGAAUGUAUUUUCUUCUUAAGAUUUAUUAUUUAAAAUAAAUUAUUAUUACAAUUCA